This is a messenger RNA of Macrobrachium nipponense, 534 nucleotides long. RefSeq lists its product as uncharacterized. Lineage: Eukaryota; Metazoa; Arthropoda; Malacostraca; Decapoda; Palaemonidae. The record is from RefSeq and is a predicted model, not a curated record. Bases 1 to 534 code for a protein of 177 amino acids. The transcript has 2 exons.
AUGAGAGGAGAGUAUGAACUGAGUAUGUCCAGAUAUUGUUCGAAAUACGGAGAAAAGUCUAACGCAGGAAUAGUCAUCUUGUUUAUUGUGGCUGCCUAUUCACUGGUGAGGUUCUUUCUGACUACUGUUGAUGGAGUUGAACAGCCCAAGGAGAAGGAACUGAAGGAGAGAAUUGCGGCUUGGCGAGACACAUCCGGUGCCAGAGAGAGCAUCAGAGAAGCCCUAGGGAAACUGAAAGGAUUCAGAGAAGCCCAAGGAGAACUGAAAGGAUUCAUAGAAGCCCCAGGAGUACUGAAAGGAUUUAGAGAAGCCCCAGGAGAACCGAAAGGAUUCAGAGAAGCCCCAGGAGAACUGACAGGAUACAGAGAAGCCCCAGGAGAACUGAAAGGAUUUAGAGAAGCCCCAGGAGAACUGAAAAGAUUCAGAGAAGCCCAAGAGGAACUGGAAAGAUUCAAAGAAGCCUCAGAAGAACUUAAAGGAUUCAGAGAAGCCCCAGGAGAACUGAAAGGAUUCAGAGAAGCCGCAAAGAACUGA